AAAAGGAACGCAUGCGCAAUGCGCAAGUUGGAAUUCGUCAUUCAUCGUUCGCUUUGGCCGACAUCGUGAAAUAUCAAAUUUUUCUCAAUCUGCAAAUUUUGCCAACGAUAUACCGCAAUUAUAAUAAUACAAAAUGCCUAACCAGGUAUUAACUAUAGAGCCCCAAAAUGAGCUAAAAUUUAAAGUUGAUUCCUCAGGACUAUUCGAGCAGGGGUACACCACAUACAUGCGACUCAUAAACCCUUCCAGUGAUACAGUGCUGUUUAAGAUUAAGACUACCGCACCAAAGAAAUAUUGUGUACGUCCUAAUUCUGGCGUGCUGGAGCCUAACUCUAAAGUUGAAAUAGCAAUUACGCCACAACCCGUGUAUGUUGAGCCCAACGAAAAAAAUAAACACAAGUUCAUGGUGCAAAGCAUUAUUGCUCCAGAAGGAAAGACUAACAUAGACCAAGUGUGGAAGGAGAUAAGUCCAGAUCAGCUCAUGGAUUACAAGCUGAAAUGUGUUUUUGAAACACCCCGUGGUACUAAUCUCAAUGACUCAGGCGACGCCGCCCAAAACGAAGUGACCAAGAAGAGGGUUGCAGUCACGGAAUCCACAACAAAGGAUGCUGUAGAGGGUCAUAUCCAGGACGCAAAGAGGAGGGAUGAUGAUCACACACCGGGUUUAACCGCAAAAUCUACGAAUCUUCCAAAAUCUGAUCACGUGGAAAGCGAUCUGCAAAAAGCGUCCUUAGAGGUUAUUCUUUUGAGAGAGGAAGAAAGCAAAUUAAGACAAGAGAAUCUGCAGUUAAAAGAAGAGCUGCUGCGUCUGCACCAGACGGCCAGUGGCGACGGACGCGUGGCCCGCACUCACUCGUACGAGCCCGAAAAGACCGCCCAGGCCGCCACCAUGCCCUGGAUGGUAACGGCUCUAGUCAUGGCUUUCAUCGGUAUCAUCAUCGGAAAGUUCCUCAUGUGAAUGGUCUCUCUCCGACCCGCGGUGACCGGCCACCUCACAGACACCGCUGUCACACCACUUACGAACCAUCCUCUCGUACAAGGCAGCUUAACAUUUAUUGAUAUACCUCCAAGAUUUCUCAUGCACUUGUGUUUCCCCAGUCUGGCCCUCUGUAAAGGUUUCUGAUGUUUCAUAAUUUUUCACGAAAGAAAUGUUUUGUUAUAUAUUUGACGUGCCUAAAUUUGAUUCUGAAAUUUUAGUUAAACUUGAAGGCAUUAGAUUAACUAUUAACUCAAUAUAAUGUGACCGCAUGUUUACAUUUUUAGUGCAGAUAUCGUCAAAAUGUAAGGUAGGCGACAUAUAACGUACUAAUACAUAUAUGUAUUACAUAUAUAUUAUAUAUGUAGUACUUACUAUUACAUAUAUAUUAUAUAAAGUGAAAUAAAUGUCUAAUACAUUUUAUUACGAAUUAAUCAUUUCUGUCACUAAAGUAUACUAAAUGUACUAUUGAUAACCCGUCAAUUCCAAUUUAAAAAUAUUUUUAUAAAGAUAACACACGUUAUGAAAGCGGCAUUAACAUUAGGAUCUUAAAUUUGAGUCGCCGAUUUUGAAGUGAUUCUUUCCUAUGCACUAGGUGAUACCAAAACGUGUGAGGCCGGACGGUUUUGUAAUGUACCUGAGCGACGUGGAUAGUCAAUAUAAGUGCUUAUAUUGAUAAUUUUAUCUGGCACCUGUAUUGUAAAAAGAUAAUCAUAUCUUAUUACAUUUUCGCCUACCGUAUUAGUAUAGAAAAAUAUAAGGAUGAAAAAGUGUGACAAACUAAAAUGUAUUUGUAAUGUUUUAUUUCUUUUAUUAGGCAUUGAUGUGGCAUUAGUAGUGUUUUAUAGUAGCCGAUACUAUUACUGAAUAGAUCUAAAUCGUUUGAAACAUAUAGGAACUAGAGAAUUUUAGUUUGUUGUAAUAAUGUACGGGGCGGGGCGUACACGACUAAACAGGUAUUUAACUGUUUAGUCAUUAAAGUGUAUUUGGUAAAGUGUAACAGUCGUAUACAUAACUGUUAUUCUCUCCACGUCACUGCUUUUAAUUGUAAACCCUGACCAUAUUGUUGGGUGUCUGAUUUUAGUUGUUGAACAAAACUGUAGAUCGAUUAUUUUAUAAUUUACUAUACCUACUUUGCCCAGCGACCAAAAAAGCAGCAGCGCCUUCACCAAACCAAUCUGUUACAAUUGUUUUAACCUUUUGCUGACUUGUCCCAUUGCUGUUAAAAGGUCCUUAUUUUCCAUCCGUGACGAUCCAUGGCAAAAUCUAGCUAUUCUCUCAAAAGAAUGUUUAGGUAAUCCCAUCAUCUAAUCCGUGAUCUGCCUCUACCUCUCCAGCCCUCAGUUACUCAAAAAGCGGCUAAUAUGACCAUCAUUCUAGAGCAUUCCUCGCCCACCCUGAUUUUUAUCAGUAAACGUAGCUUGAUAUUCCCGACUUUAUCUAGAUUAGUGAUUUAAAUUAUUUUUCAAAUAUCUAUAAAACAUACUAGUGCCACAUUUAAGCUAUAUAUUUAUUGAUAAAAUCCGCUUACUCAAAAUGAUAGCAUCCACUCUCAGCUUCUCGGAAGUUCCAGCUUUAGUAUUCACGAAACUCAAACACGACUUCUGAUAUAUGACGCGUCGAUAUAUCAUUUUUAGGCCUGUUGCCCACUUACGCACCUAGUGUAGACCUAUUGCUAUGUGUGGAUCAUUAUGGGUGUGCCAGUAUGUAGUAUUCACGCGCCGUAGAAAAAUUCGGCAGCGAAACGCCGACAACAUGUCCGUGGAAAAGAAGCCUUACUUUACAUGACAUAAACAGUUUAAAUGACACAAUCUCUAGUUAUUGUAAAUCACCCAUAACCCAAUAUUAUAAGAUUUUGUAUAAACCUUUGCGUAUUUCAUAUGUGUAGUGAAAGUUUAAUUUAGACCGUUUAAAUUUUACACCGUCUGUCAAUUUUAAACUUGUUAUUUGUAUCUAUUUGCUUAGUCUUGCGACAAUACUUAAUACGUUGCAUAUUUUAUUGACAAAUGAAAUAGAAGACAAUAGUAGCCAUGUAAAUAUUGUAUCGAACUGGUCGGUGUCUGUAGUGUUUAUUGAAAUGACAUUGAAGUUUUGAUGAGCACUCAUUUGAAAUCUCGCAUUUAAAUAUCUGUUAGCCAUUUACUCAGAUUUGGGAAACACGGCAGACGAAAAUUACUAACUUGUUACUUAGACUAGUGUUAAGCUGUCUUUUGCAUUAUAUAUUGAGAAGUAUCAGUACGAGUAUUACUUCAUACGGUGACAGAAAAAUUGUAUAUCGUAUAUUAAAAGCCGCGUCUUCUGCAUCACUGGUCCAAUUCUCUCCGAGUGGUAGCAACGCGAAACGUCUUGUUUUUCAGCCAUAUCGCGCGAAAUGCGAGACAAUACUUGUGAUUGUUUUACACCAGUUUUUGUUUUCAUAUUUUAGUAAAUUAAAGUUCACCUUAACAUUAUGGUUUAGCACUGCGAUUCGUUCGUGGUGGUCGAUAUAUGGGGCCUCACUGCACUGCAAUUGGCUGCUAAAAUACUAAUCGGUAAUAUUUAAUAAUGAGUAAGAUAAAUAUCCUGUAGGUGAAAGAAAAAUCGUUACUUCGAUUUGCCUGCGCCAAUGUGAAUUGGACCUUAUAGCUAAAUAUUUCAUUUCACAAAAACAUAGUUAAAAGUGGCGUUUUCACAACUGCAGUUGUAUAGAAUUGCAGUUGUAAAUGUACUUAUGCUCAUGCAAAAGUAAUAAAUUUGGUUCAGUCACCUCGCACACUGUUAGACUAAUUGUAUAUGAAAAUUAAUAAUAUGUUUGUAUAUAAAUAUUACAAUAAAACUGCAGGAGACUCGGCUUAAUAAAUUAAACGGUUUAAUGAAAUACGGAAAUAAUUUAGUGAAUAACUAUAUUAGAUGUCAGUGUACGUACCUCAAUUUCCCAUUUUAUUCUUUAAUCCUGUUCUGCUGUAGUCAAAAUAAAGAGUUCAUAUAUUGUAGCCUCAAUUUCAAAAGUAAUUAAUUGAUCACAUUGAAAUCUAAAACAUCUAAUUUUCUCUUAUACAAAUUGCAAUUUUGCUAUAUAUUGCAAGUUAAAGCGCGCCCUACUCUUUUCCCAUAAAAGUAAGGAAAAUGGCAAAGGAAAUAUACAUUACUGUCUGGUCGCGAUGCCCCAUUCUUUUAACGCGGAUUUCGGUAAUAUUAUUAUUGAUGACAUUUAUAAAUUUUCAUAUUUAUUAUGGUAUACUGCAUAGUUCAAAAGCUUUUUGAUAACAUAAAUUUUAUUGUGUUUUGUGAUUACUUGAGUAUUUAUUGUUGACAAUCAACAUAAUACAAAAAUAAUCUGUUUCAAAUUAGUGCUCGUAUUAUACUAGUAAUGCACGGUUCGAUAUUGCAAUAAUAUUAAGUAAAAAGUACAGAUGAUAUCAAAAACACUUGCCGUGUAAAUGAGGGAAGACGGAAAGGGAGAAGGUAAUUUUUUUACACUAUAAUUGUAUUAUAUUUAAUUUCAAAGCAGUUAAAUUUGAGUAUUGAGUGCAUAACGAGUUACGAAAUUAGUGUUCUUAUUGACCGUGCCUUCACACGUCACAGCCAUAUGACAAGGAUUCACGUAUAUGUACGUGUAAUAUACGUGUUCAUAAUUUCAUAAACAUUUUAAAUUUGUGUAGCGACUUGACAUAAGAUCGCGCCGACCGCGAUUUCCAAAUUUCACUGACAUUACAAUACGUGACUGAUUUAGUUGGUAUUACCGUUCAUGUCUACAACGAAUGUUUUAUUUUGACAAUCAUUUACUCCAUACUAAUCCACGAAUGAUGCUAUAACAAUUACACGUCGUAUCAUUACUCUCCCGAUGUCGGCCUUACUCUUUAAGUUUCAACCUACAUGACAAAUGGGGCCGUUAUUAUCACACAUUUUAUAUUCUAUUGUAUUAAAAACUAAUUAUAUACGAGGCGAAAUGAUUUGAAGAAGAAUAUUUAUGUUACAGUUUUAACACUCUUAUCGUAACCUAUCGCUAUAUUUUUUUAAUUAUGAGAAUUAUUAAAAAUCAAAUUCCCCUAAAUAGUAAAAGCGUGAUUGGAAAAUGUAUAAACAUCACAAUAACAAAAGUCGCAUCUUAUCCCUGCUAUUCCUAUUGGCCACACUUUUACGUAUUUAGGAGAUCAUUUCUGAAAACAGAUUUUAUUUUAUAAUUUGACUAUCCAGUAGUUUUUUAUUACUAGAGGAAUAUCUUGAUUGCAUUUUUAAACAUUUUGAUUUGGUUUUACGUACAUAUAUUCCGUGGAUUGGUUUCAAUAUGUGAGGUAGUUCAAAGUGCCGGUAGCUUUAGUGAGCUCGCUAGAUAAAUUGUUUUAGCUUAUUUAUAGUGGCAUCAUGCAUUGUGAACCUAUUCGACAUGCUGCCGGCACUGGGUCACUACACGACGUCGAGAGAACCCAGGGGGGCUUGUAAACCUGCUUAUUAGAAUCAUCUUAUGUAAAUAAAAGAUGUUCAAAUAUCAUACUGAUUGCCGACGGUAUUAGUAUUAAACUAAGCAGUAGCCACGCCGGCAUCAGUUUUCCGAGCAUAAAGACAACAUGCAAGUCAUCAUAGACGAUUUUUGAAUUACACUGUAAUUGACCGUCUGAAAGUACGAAUUUUAAUAACGAGAAAAGUAACUAUCAGUGUUAGAUCAUUUGUUCUGAAUAUUUAAUAGUGUUUGCGUAUGUCAUUUCUUUGAAGCGAAUUGAAAUGAUGUUGAAUGUUAUUGCAAUAUAGAUAUUAAUUUUAGUAAUAAAAUAUAAAUGUUAGUGCUACUUCGUUAGUUGUUCGUUCUGAAAUCGUCUAUGAGCUUUUCUCUGCACGCGUGACGACUCAAUCAUAAAUUGAGCAUACAUGUUUACUCUCUUGGUGUAAAGGCGUUAUUAUUUAGUGUAUACUUUAUGGGAAUAAUGGUUCAUGUUUCUCAACUGGGGCUGGAUAUUAGCCUCGCAAAUAUGUAACCAAGUGUAUUUAGCAUUGUCGGGACUGUUACCAACCGUUCUGUGAUGUCAACUAAACAAUCUUGGUUUUUAUUGAAAAGGUAUUGUAGUCUAAAAUAAUCAUCCAUAAGGCUUAUUAUUAAUAUAUAUUUUAAUGAUUGUAUUAUAAAUGGUUACUGCUUUUCGUCAUCUUGUAUAAUCUUAUUUUAAAAAAUGAUAUUGUAUCGAUGUAAUUCAAUGACAAUUUGCGUAUUAAAUUUGGUAGUCUUUUUUUAAAUUAACAAUAGAGAAACAUUUAAAAUUUCCCUACGGUAUUGUUGUUAUAUUAAACUAUGCUAUAUUGUAUCGUUUUCUUAAAUAAAAGACUUAAUUUAUGAA
This is a messenger RNA of Plodia interpunctella (Indianmeal moth), 6285 nucleotides long. RefSeq names its product vesicle-associated membrane protein-associated protein A-like (gene Vap33). Gene Ontology annotation, molecular function: FFAT motif binding. Gene Ontology annotation, cellular component: endoplasmic reticulum membrane; plasma membrane. The transcript is spliced from 8 exons. NCBI's taxonomy places the organism in Eukaryota, Metazoa, Arthropoda, Insecta, Lepidoptera, Pyralidae. The record is from RefSeq and is a predicted model, not a curated record. Gene Ontology annotation, biological process: endoplasmic reticulum membrane organization. Bases 134 to 958 code for a protein of 274 amino acids.